UCCCAUUUCAAUUCCCCCUCCAUGCUUACUAAGAUUCACAGAAGUAUCAAGUACAGUACAAGCAGGAAAAACAGAAGAAAAAAGGAAAAAAGGAAAAAGGAAAAAUAUAUCCGUCUCCAAUGUACCGUCACCAUUAAUGUUGUGACCUGACACGUAGAAAAAGCUGCAUUAGGAGUUACAGCAUAAUCUCCAAUCCAGCGAGCGUCCCGAGCUUGCAGCCACACUAAGGUCGACCCCUCACAUCGAGAAGGAAGGCGAGACCAUAUUAUUGUGUCCUCUUCAGAUCGAUGUGGCAUUCACACGAUCGUGCAGUUGACCUCUCCUCGACAUCCUGCAAAUCAUCUGCCAAAAGAAAGCAUCGCGAUCCUCAAGGUUCAAACAGCAACUCAACGAAUACAUCCACCAGUACGUCCAAGGUUGAAGGGCAUUCUUCGAAAAAGCUAAAGACGUUACCAUCAUCGACAAGUCCCGGUCUCCGGCCCAAUAUGAACAAGACGAUGGGGGUUUCGCGCCCAGGUAUAAUAGAUUUAACAAGACCAUCGAAUUUUCAGCCACAUACUGGAGCGAAGAGAUUAGUGAUUAAGAACCUGAGGAUAACUUCUCCGAGCGAUAAGGAGGAGUAUUUUAGGAAGACUUGGAACGAGUUAGAUGAUGCUUUGGAUUCCGUUUUUAAUAAUAAACAGCCAGUAUCACCAUUGGAAGUUCUGUAAGCUAAUUCGUUCUCUUGUAUCAUGCUGUCCGACUGUUUCGAUUUUCCUCCAUCUCUGCAUCGACAAUUUUCUUUUGUAGAGCUUCUUUUCUAUCCACCUUCAUUAUGGUGCAUAUUUUCCUAUAAGCAAUUACUAAUGCUCCAAUGUUGCAGGUGUCGUGGAGUCGAAUCAAUUUGUCGGCGUGGGAAGGAAAAGGCAGAUGAGCUAUACAGGCAUCUAGAAAACCGUUGCCACACACAUAUCAAGGAUAAUCUUUUACCAGCUAUUGCACGCAAUGGAGAUUCUAGCCCGGUGGAAACUCUGCGGACAGUGGAGAGAGUAUGGGGAAUUUGGAGAACUCAAUUGGUAGGAUUACAGUUGCAUUUGUACCAAUCUAGGAAAGACUAUUAACAAUAGAAUCAGGUUUUGUUAAGAUCCAUCUUCAGCUAUCUUGAUAGAGCAUAUCUGCUGAAUUCGAAAACACUUCCGCAACUUGAAGAUAUGGGCAUACGGCAAUUCCGCGAAGUAGUAUUUUUGAAGGGAAAGGACACUAGCAAGACGGGAACACAGGUCAUAUUAGGAAUAUGCGAGCUUGUGCAAUAUGAUAGAGAAAGCCUGGAUACAUUCGACUCCGUCCUUCUCCGAGCUUCCAUUGCUACAAUUCACAUUCUUGGUGUAUACACAAGUCUCUUCGAGAAACAAUUCCAGAAUAUUUCUUCAGCCUACCUCGAACAGUUUGCAUCAGAACGGAGCUCCUCACCACUGAGAGAGUAUAUAUCUUCCUGCGAUAAUCUGUUACAACGGGAAAGUCUCCGUUGUGAUACAUAUAAUUUCGACAGUACUACCAAGAAGACUCUGCUUGAUACUGCGCACGACAUCUUGAUCAAAAAUCGGGCUGAUGUCCUGUUGGAGACGGUGGCUGUCUCAAAGCUUCUUGAAGAUGAAGCUUUGGCAUCGCUUAAAUCUUUGUAUCAGCUUUUGAGACUUUCGGGAAUCCAGGAUCAGCUAAAGGCGCCUUUCGCCAAUCACGUUAAAGCCUUCGGAUCAUCUAUUGCAAUGGACAAGGAAAGGGGCGAUGAAAUGGUUGUUCGUUUACUCGAGCUGAAACGGUCACUGGACGUCAUCAUCCGCGAUGCCUUCAACAAGGAUUCGGUGUUUACUUUCUGCCUUCGGGACUCAUUUGGACAAUUUAUAAAUGACCGCCAAGUUGCUAAGGCAUGGGGUACAAAUACUUCUAAAGUUGGAGAAAUGAUAGCGAAAUAUAUGGAUACUUUACUGCGAGGGGGACUCAAAGCUGUGCCUCGUUCUCUUGUAUCCGAUGCCACAGAUCGGAAUGAGGCUGAGAAGAAAGGACAAGCUAGUACCGGCGACGAGGACGCAGAAUUGGACCGCCAACUGGAACAAGGCCUCGAGCUGUUUCGCUUCAUCGAAGGUAAAGAUGUUUUUGAAGCGUUUUACAAAAGAGAUUUGGCACGCCGUUUGUUGAUGGCACGCAGUGCAAGUCAAGAUGCGGAGAGGAACAUGCUUGCUAAAUUAAGGGGCGAAUGUGGUAACAGUUUUACUCAUAAUCUCGAGUCAAUGUUCAAGGAUCAAGAAAUUUCUCGAGAUGAAAUGAUAUCAUAUAAGCAGUCACUCAGUAACACAAGCAAGACCACGCUGGAUCUCCAGGUCAGUGUCCUUUCAUCUGCUGCCUGGCCAACGUAUCCGGAUAUCGAAGUGAACCUCCCUGCGGAAGUCGCAAAACAUAUUGAAAAGUAUGACCGGCAUUACAAGCACAAACACAGUGGGCGUCGAUUGACUUGGAAACAUUCUCUUGCACACAGCAUCGUCAGGGCAACGUUCAACAAGGGUGUAAAGGAACUCCUAGUGAGUGGUUUUCAAGCUGUUGUGCUCGUUCUCUUUAAUGAGCUUGAGGAUGGUGGCCAUCUCUCUUACACGGAUAUUUCUAAAGCGACGGGUCUUGUCGAUGGUGAAUUGAAACGAACCCUGCAAUCACUUGCAUGUGCCAAAGUCCGACCUUUGACUAAGUACCCUAAAGGGAAAGAAAUCAGUGAGACAGAUACGUUUACCAUCAACCUCAAUUUCUCAGAUCCGAAAUUUAGGAUCAAGAUUAACCAAAUUCAAUUGAAAGAGACCAAGGAGGAGAAUAAAGAAACGCACGAGAAGGUUAUUCAAGAUAGAAGUUUUGAAACUCAGGCUGCUAUUGUUAGGAUCAUGAAGUCAAGAAAGACAAUGACGCAUCAGAAUUUGGUAGCGGAGGUCAUAAAUCAAACCAAAGGAAGAGGUGCAGUAGAACCGGCGGAAAUCAAGAAACACAUUGAGAGUAGGUUUUCACUUUAUUGCCCAAUAUCCUCGCAGCAGUAAAUUUAAACUAACAAUUCCUUUAGAAUUAAUCGAGAAGGACUAUAUCGAGCGCGAAGAUGGUGGAGUUUAUACAUACCUAGCAUAGAAGCAUAAUGUAUCUUGUGUAGGAUUCCGAAUACAAUAUGGGAACUUGUGGUUAUACCUCUGGUUAUCUUUAGUGUUACAUGAGUAUAUGAAAAUAAAUACUUUGCUCUAAUAGUUUCCAUUUUUUUGAGCGGCA
Messenger RNA from Sclerotinia trifoliorum, 3273 nucleotides. NCBI's taxonomy places the organism in Eukaryota, Fungi, Ascomycota, Leotiomycetes, Helotiales, Sclerotiniaceae. The record is from the annotation of a GenBank genome assembly.